AUGGUUUUGUAUAAAAGGAAAACGAUAACGUUGCCAGAUGCUAGGCCAUUACCGUCAAAUAUCAAUAGGAAAAUAUGGUACAUUCAAGAGACAGGGGAAUGGUUUUUGACUUAUGCAGAGUUUUUGCAACGAUUGGAUUUUUAUAGGCGACAUUAUUUCACCUGUGAGAUCACUGGUACAUCAUGUUUAACUUUUUUUGAAGCGUUGAACAGUGAAGAAGAGCAGUUCCAAUACGUUGAGAAAAUGUUCCCUUUAAAAUUACGUGAACCUGUUGCAAAAUUCAUCCAUUUCAACGAGAUUAGAAGGCUAGAUAUGCUCGUCGAACAGGUAUAUGCAAGAUUUAAAAACGACUAUUUCCCUGGAGAAACGGUAUACCUACGGAAAAGUAAGCAAGAUUCCUCACAUGACGAUGCUGAAAAACAUCAUCAGCACUCACAUGGAUCACAGCAUCAAAAAAUUUACAUUAUCAAAGAAAAGGCUCAGUUUAAUGCAGUUAUAGAUAGAGAUACAAGGCAAGAAUUGGUUCCUGCCCAUGCAAAAUAUAUGUUACAGGAAGCACAAGGUAGUACUUCAAUCGUUGCCGAUGAGGAUCAGAUUUAUCGUGAUAGAUCAUGUUUCACUAAGCAUUUGAUUAAAUGUUUCUGUAAGAUAACGUUGCGUCGUGCUUCAACUAAGAUGGGUGCCCCAUGGUGUGUGAAAGAUGAAUAUUUGCCCAUCUAUAAUUUAACCUUAACGUGGCCAGAAAGUAUGCUAAAAUACAAGGAAGAUUACGUAGAUCCGCAGUAUUUGCAACAACUUCAACACAUGGCGGAACUUAAUCGAGAAAGAGAAGCUUCGGCAGCCAUUGGUGAGCAUAAACGAGAAAUUGAAAUUGCUAGAACAGAAACACCAGAUCAGAAAAGAAUAAAAACUGAAGAACUGAUAUCUGAAUCCUCACCUUCGGUUGACCAUACCAGUAACGACAAUAAUCAAAUAACCAAUGGCGAUCAACAAAGCAUAACGCAAAUCACUGAAGAUUUGGAAAUACCUUUCAUGGCACCAAGGCCUUCAGCUAUCAACGAUGCACUUUUAAAAUACUCUAAGGAGUAUGUGCCAAUCUCAAAUUCUCUCGAUAAACCAUUUGCGCAUGAUAUUGGUAAACUCCUUCAUUGUUAUCAGUUUUUAAUGGCAUUUAAUGCGACCCUUCAACUUUCGGAAUUUAGUUGGGAUGAUUUUGUAAAUUCUUUGAGAUUUACUGAUCCGCGCCAAAUGAUGGACGAGUACGUAACGAUUAGUUAUGAGGACGGUACGGGUACUAAGGUGGAAAGAAUUAAUAUCUGGAAUGAAUCGAUAUAUAAAUAUAUUGACUCUUCAAAUUCAGAAAAAAUGAAGUUCACCUUGUCCUUGGACACUAUGAUAAAUGAUGACUAUUUGGACGAGUUGAAAAUAACAGGUACUUCCUUGAUAGUGGAGUGUUUUUGUUCACUGUUAAGGUUGUUCAUAGACACCAGUGGGGAUUGGACGACAUUAGUCCCUUCGGAGUGGCUUGAGGAGGACACGGACGAAAAUUCGAGUGAAAAUGAAGAUUUAGAGAUGGAAGAAAACGACGAAGUUAGUGCUGAUCUUGAAUCGUUAUUAGAGAAGUGUUUAAACUAUCGAAAAGUAAAAUGGACAGACAGGCUUUCUAAGAGGCAAUUUAACAAUGGUUUCUGGUUGAUAGUUCUCUUAGGUGUUCUCCAAGACUUCAUGCAUUUACCAAUGUAUAAAUCGACAAUUCAAGGCUUCAUCAAAAAUCUGGUGCCGUCUGAGCACACCCCGUCAAAUAUUUCCUUGAAUAGGUACUUAUGGAGAAAGUUUUGCAAAGAUAUUUCUGUUGAGGAGAAAGUUAACAUUAUGUGGAUAUUAGUUGAAAUAUUGAGCAACUACUCAUCAAUAAUAAGAUCUGCAAUGGAUGAUUCAAUGGAACUUUGUAACCAAAUUAGAAGUGAGAGGUUUAGAUUGAAUAGGGAUCUUAAAGCAUGUUCUAAUACUGUUGCUGGACUAAAAGAACAAUUUACAGUUUCUGAGUUGCAACAAUCUGAGAGCAGUAAUGAUAAUAUCGAACUGAAAGAAAACCUAAAAAAAGCAACAGAUCAACUGGAACGGUUCCAAAGGAGGAAAAGCUUUUUUGAUGCUAGGUUGAUUGAAGCUGAUCUUCAAAGACUAAAACCCUUGGGAUAUGAUAGAUAUGGUAACAAAAUCUACUGGUUAGAAUAUUGCGGAGUUCCUAGGCCGAACAUAUUCUCGAAGGCUUCACACUUAUUAAGCAAUAGAUUGUGGAUCCAAGGACCUGUCAAAGAAGCUGUGCUAUACUACUUCAAGAUAACGGAAGAAGAGUACAAUCAAUGGAUUUCUUUAGCUAACGAAUUGGGUAAAAUUCAAGCCACCAAACAGGUUUUCCAUGUUUAUCGCGAUGAGAAAGGUUGUUAUUUCCACUACGAUAAAGAGGGAGAUAUCAUGUUGAUAAAUGAAGAAGGUGUUUUCAAUACGUUCAUUGAACUUUCGCCACUUCAAAGAAAAAUUAUUGAUGAGACACCGGAAGGUCUUUUGUUUACUCCUAAUGACUGGAUAUUCUUGCAAGAUCCUGAACAACUCAUUUCGAUGACUAAUUGGUGGGACAGCUGGGGAAAACGAGAACAUGAAACACUGAAACAGUUGCAAUCAGUUAUGGAGCCGGUGAUAGAGACAUUAAAUCAAUAUAAGACUCAAGUUCAAGACGAAGUUACUGAAAAAAGAGAAUUGUUACUGAAAGAGAUUGCGGCUUUGGAAAUAGCGGAUAACGAAUUAAGUGUAGAUGAUACAGUGGACGACAGAGAUGAGUCUGAUAUAGAAGGCGAGUUAGAGAAGAUUGCACAAGAUAUAAUGGCUCUUGAUGACUCAUCUAAGACUCGUAAGAUUCUUCUGAAACUGGAGCAACUCGAAGCACAGCGUGACGAGUUAUUGGCAAAGAAAAAAGCGUUGGAUGGUAAAGAGACUGAAAAUGGUGCCAAGAUGUCAAGGUUGCAAAGGAAAUCAUUACGUGCAUCUCGUGACAGAAAAAUGACCGUCCUCAAAAAAAGCUUUGAUAAGCUUUUAAACCUACAAAGAGAAACAGAACGCAUUUCAAUCAACAACUGGACGAAUAGAAAAGCCAUUGAAGCUUUCGGUAGUGAAUUAGCCAAGUGCAACGGUAAUCCAAAGACUUCAAAGAAUCCCGAACCGGUUACUGUCAGUGACACAUUCGCAGAAAUCCUAAGACAAGCAGUGAUCGCAGAGAGCGAGCCGGUAAAAGAAGAGACCGAAGACAGCAAUGCAAAUGCAGAAAUACAGCCAAAAACUAUACAAGACGAAAAUUCCGCAUGA
This is a messenger RNA of Kluyveromyces lactis, 3360 nucleotides long. RefSeq lists its product as uncharacterized. The transcript has a single exon. NCBI's taxonomy places the organism in Eukaryota, Fungi, Ascomycota, Saccharomycetes, Saccharomycetales, Saccharomycetaceae. The record is from RefSeq and is a predicted model, not a curated record. Bases 1 to 3360 code for a protein of 1119 amino acids.